AUGUCUUCCUCAUCGGUCACAAAUCCCUCUGCAGCGGAUGAAACCCUCCGCGCUCAAAUUUUCCAGAGACUACACCCUCGCGUUUAUCUCGAAAGGUUUAUUGCCGAGAAAAUCAGGCCAGAUGGACGAACGUUCGAUGAAUGGCGCAACGUUUCUGUGAAUGUCGGAUCGAUAUCAACGGCUGAUGGCUCUGCUCUUGUGCGUAUGGGAGACACUACGAUUGUUUGUGGCGUCAAGGCGGAAAUCGCAGAGCCCGAGCUCGAUCACCCUGAACAAGGUUUUUUAGUACCCAAUAUCGAUUUGCCUGCAAUCUGUUCUCCAAAGUUCAAACCAGGUCCUCCGACAGAAGAAGCUCAAGUCCUUUCUGAUAGACUAAACGAAGCUCUCGUCGCCUCAGGCGUGCUUUCAUUAUCUUCGUUGUGCAUCCACCCCGGAAAAGCUGUUUGGACGCUUUAUGUGGACUGCACAUGUAUAAAUUAUGAUGGGAAUGCGUUUGACGCGGCACUGCUAGCCAUGUUGGGCGCCCUCAGAAGUACUACGCUGCCUAAAGCCACCUACAACGAAGAAACUGGGCGCACGACGUGUUCGCGGAAAACUCGAUCGCCGGUACAAUUGACUCGAAAUUUUGCUUCGACGUCUUUUGGAGUGUUAGACACAUCGCACGUUCUCUCAGAUCCCACUGCAUUCGAAGAGCCCCUGAUGGACGUCACGCUGACAGUUAUCGUAGAUGACCGAGGAGAGCUUAUCAGUACUACUGAGUCAGGCGGCGCAAUCUCGGAAGAGACGUUGUUGCGGUGCAUUAAUAGAGCGAAAGAAAGAGCUUUGCAGCUCAAAGACUGA
Suillus plorans is the source of this 840-nucleotide messenger RNA. Its product is annotated as ribosomal protein S5 domain 2-type protein. NCBI's taxonomy places the organism in Eukaryota, Fungi, Basidiomycota, Agaricomycetes, Boletales, Suillaceae. The coding region runs from base 1 to 840 and encodes 279 amino acids. The transcript has 6 exons. The record is from RefSeq and is a predicted model, not a curated record. Gene Ontology annotation, biological process: exonucleolytic trimming to generate mature 3'-end of 5.8S rRNA from tricistronic rRNA transcript (SSU-rRNA, 5.8S rRNA, LSU-rRNA); U5 snRNA 3'-end processing; TRAMP-dependent tRNA surveillance pathway. Gene Ontology annotation, cellular component: nuclear exosome (RNase complex); cytoplasmic exosome (RNase complex).